CCCCCCCCCCCCCCCCCCCCCCCCCCCACCCCCCCCCCCCCCCCCCCCCCCCCCCCCCCCCCCCCCCCCCCCACCCCCCCCCCCCCCCCCCCCCCCCCCCCCCCCCCCCCCCCCCCCCCCCCCCCCCCCCCCCCCCCCCCCCCCCCCCCCCCACCCCCCCCCCCCCCCCCCCCCCCCCCCCCCCCCCCCCCCCCCCCCCCACCCCCCCCCCCCCCCCCCCCCCCCCCCCCCCCCCCCCCCCCCCCCCCACCCCCCCCCCCCCCCCCCCCCCCCCCCCCCCCCCCCCCCCCCCCCCCCCCCCCCCCCCCCCCCCCCCCCCCCCCCCCCCCCCCCCCCCCCCCCCCCCCCCCCCCCCCCCCCCCCCCCCCCCCCCCCCCCCCCCCCCCCCCCCCCCCCCCCCCCCCCCCCCCCCCCCCCCCCCCCCCCCCCCCCCCCCCCCCCCCCCCCCCCCCCCCCCCCCCCCCCCCCCCCCCCCCCCCCCCCCCCCCCCCCCCCCCCCCCCCACCCCCCCCCCCCCCCCCCCCACCCCCCCCCCCCCCCCCCCCCCCCCCCCCCCCCCCCCCCCCCCCCCCCCCCCCCCCCCCCCCCCCCCCCCCCCCCCCCCCCCCACCCCCCCCCCCCCCCCCCCCCCCCCCCCCCCCACCCCCCCCCCCCCCCCCCCCCCCCCCCCCACCCCCCCCCCCCCCCCCCCCCCCCCCCCCCCCCCCCCCCCCCCCCCCCCACCCCCCCCCCCCCCCCCCCACCCCCCCCCCCCCCCCCCCCCCCCCCCCCCCCCCCCCCCCCCCCCCCCCCCCCCCCCCCCCCCCCCCACCCCCCCCCCCCCCCCCCCCCCCCCCCCCCCCCCCCCCCCCCCCCCCCCCCCCCCCCCCCACCCCCCCCCCCCCCCCCCCCCCCCCACCCCCCCCCCCCCCCCCCCCCCCCCCCCCCCCCCCCCCCCCCCCCCCCCCCCCCCCCCCCCCCCCCCCCCCCCCCCCCCCCCCCCCCCCCCCCCCCCCCCCCCCCCCACCCCCCCCCCCCCCCCCCCCCCCCCCCCCCCCCCCCCCCCCCCCCCCCCCCCCCCCCCCCCCCCCCCCCCCCCCCCCCCCCCCCCCCCCCCGCCCCCCCCCCCCCCCCCCCCCCCCCCCCCCCCCCCCCCCCCCCCCCCCCCCCCCCCCACCCCCCCCCCCCCCCCCCCCCCCCCCCCCCCCUCCCCCCCCCCCCCCCCCCCCCCCCCCCCCCCCCCCCCCCCCCCCCCCACCCCCCCCCCCCCCCCCCCCCCCCCCCCCCCCCCCCCCCACCCCCCCCCCCCCCCCCCCCCCCCCCCCCCCACCCCCCCCCCCCCCCCCCCCCCACCCCCCCCCCCCCCCCCCCCCCCCCCCCCCCCCCCCACCCCCCCCCCCCCCCCCCCCCCCCCCCCCCCCCCCCCCCCCCCCCCCCCCCCCCCCCCCCCCCCCCCCCCCCCCCCCCCCCCCCCCCCCCCCCCCCCCCCCCCCCCCCCACCCCCCCCCCCCCCCCCCCAUUGAUGGUAUCAGGAAAAUCGCGGAGCUUCGCGAGAACAACGCGGAGCUUUGCACACUUGGAUGA
Messenger RNA from Penaeus chinensis, 1563 nucleotides. Its product is annotated as basic proline-rich protein-like. The annotation marks the transcript as partial. The transcript is spliced from 3 exons. The record is from RefSeq and is a predicted model, not a curated record. NCBI's taxonomy places the organism in Eukaryota, Metazoa, Arthropoda, Malacostraca, Decapoda, Penaeidae.